This is a messenger RNA of Racocetra fulgida, 228 nucleotides long. NCBI's taxonomy places the organism in Eukaryota, Fungi, Glomeromycota, Glomeromycetes, Diversisporales, Gigasporaceae. The record is from the annotation of a GenBank genome assembly.
AUACAAUCGACGAAUUGGUUCAUCAUCAAAGCCAAAUAGGACAUAUGAAAAAAUGUCUGGUUUGUCAAACUUCUAAUAUCGACAAUAAGAAACGAGUUUGCCCUAAUUGCUAUAGCAAAUUACCAACGAUUUCUGAGAUAAUCGACGAACAACAUAAGACUAUAAAUGCCACCGAAAAAUCACUUACCAUUUCUCCUUACAUAUUUAAACAACGAUUAGUUCCGGAAA